This is a messenger RNA of Papilio machaon (common yellow swallowtail), 2399 nucleotides long. RefSeq names its product neural Wiskott-Aldrich syndrome protein. NCBI's taxonomy places the organism in Eukaryota, Metazoa, Arthropoda, Insecta, Lepidoptera, Papilionidae. Gene Ontology annotation, cellular component: actin filament; cytoplasm. Gene Ontology annotation, biological process: actin filament polymerization. Gene Ontology annotation, molecular function: actin binding; microtubule binding. The transcript is spliced from 11 exons. The record is from RefSeq and is a predicted model, not a curated record. Bases 267 to 1844 code for a protein of 525 amino acids.
UUGUGGCUGUGGCAACUGGCAACAUUAGUCUGAUGAUUGAUGUUUCACGUACGGAUGUAGAGAAAGUAAUUUGUGAUUUUUCCAAGUUUAUCUCGUUUAAACGUGAAAUGAUUAUUUCCGUGUCGUAAGAAAUGCUCUUAUUGCUGUUUAGAGUCAAUUGCGAACAUAAAAUAAAAAGUGUAACGUCAAAAUGUUGGGAGACCGCUAUGACUGAUCGUUUUUAUCGUGGCUGUUUAUAGUGUUUUUAUGAGUGUAUUUAAAAGUCAAUGGGAAGGAUGCCGAGGGGAGAACACAGGCCUAGCACCCUGUUGUCGCGGGACGAGAACGAACAGGUGUUCAGCCUCAUCGGACCUAAGUGCCAGAGCUUAGCGACUGCCGUCGUCCAACUGUUCACGACAGAAGGUCCCGCGCAUUCAGAAUGGAAGAAAAAGGACACAGGUGUACUGUGCCUCAUCAAGGACAACGGCAGGCGGUCCUAUUUCUUCCGUAUUUAUUGCCUGUACCGCAAGGCUAUGAUAUGGGAACACGAAGUCUACCUCCAGAUAGAAUAUAAAAGCCCCAGACCUUAUCUACACACGUUUGAAGCUGAGGACUAUAUGACCGCGUUCAAUUUCGCCAACGAAGAUGAGGCGAAAAUACUUAGAGACACCCUUAUCGAGAAGAUCGAAUUGCGGAAACAGAGACGGCAAGAACGACGGCAGAAGUCAAUGAUGGCGGCUCGCAUGAACAGUACGACGUCGCAGCGAUCGGUUCGGCACAACGGCGUCGCUCCGCCCAUGCCAGUCCCACUGCAAACUACCCAUCAAGCUCCCCUGCCCACACAACAGCCUGUUAAAACACCUUCCUUUUCAGGCGGAAAUUAUACAUUGAAGAGCAAAAAACCUAAAGGUCGGAAACUAACGAAAGCCGACAUCGGCUCACCGAAAGACUUCCAGCACAUAUCCCACGUCGGCUGGGAUGCUAACAAAGGUUUCGAUGUGGACUUACCCGAAGAGGAGAUGCGAUCUUUCUUCUCGAAAGCGGGCAUAUCAGAGACGCAGCUGCAGGACCACGACACCAUGGAGUUUGUGUACGACUUCAUCAACUCGCACGGUGGUAUCAACGCUGUCAAGGACGACCUGCACGACGCACCUCGACAGAAAAAUUCAAUUCGUUCCCCUGCGCCGCAGUCUGCGCCCCCCGCGCCCCCUGCACCCCCCGCGCCUCCAGUGCCGUCGCGCGCCCCCUCGCGCACGCACUCGCAGCCGCACCCGCCCGCACCGCCGUCACGAGCGCCCCCACCGCCCCCCGCGCGCGCCGUGCCCCCGCCACCGCCCCCCUCGCUCACCGCGCCCAGGAACCCCCCGCCGCGACCCCCGCAACCGCUGCCGAGCUCUGUUGCGUUGCCGCCGGCGGUACCGCCCCCGCCCCCGCCGGGCGUGCCGCCGCCCCCACCGCCGGCUCCACCCGCACCCCCCCUGCCGCCACCCCCGCCUCCACCCGCCCUGUCCCCCGCCGCACCCACACCCUCCCCCGCCUCCCCCGCCGCGCCAGACCCCCGCGCCGCCCUCAUGGAGAGCAUACGUAGCGGUAGCAAACAGCUCAGGCAUGUGGAGGUCGGCUCCAAGACGUCGUUGAACGAAGACAACAGAAGCAAUCUGCUCAGCGAGAUCAGACGCGGCAUCGAUUUGAAAUCGGUGUCCCGUUCUACAAGCAGCUCGGGCGAGAGGGCGAAGCCCGAGGCGCAAGUGCGUUCGUGCGGCCUGGCCGAAGCCCUAGCGCGGGCGCUGGACGAACGCAACCGCGCCAUACACUCCUCCGACUCGGACAACACCGACGCCGACAGCGACGGUGAAUGGGACUAGUGACGUCAUUACACUGACGCUGUGACGUCACAUAUCCCCACACUACAGAACAUCAGGCGACAAUACUGCGUUAAGACACUUCCAACGCCGACAGUUAUGACGGCAUUAGAUUUCGACAUGUUUCUUAUUCCGACAACAUUCGCCGACAAUAUUGUGUCGGCCGAAAGAUUUACAAGUCAUAUUUGUCGCAUCGAAACGAGACAACCAUAAACAAGUGAACUGAAAAAAUAUAUUUAUAAAGGUGCGUAUACACUACAAUAAUUCUUUACUUUGCUUUCAUAAAGAUGCAAGUCACACGGAUAUAAAUUAUAUCACCUUUACUUCGCCUCACUUGUUUGUAUGCUACAAGCAUGCUGUGACGUCAUCAUACUAAAGUCUUAUCGUAUUCUUCCAUGGUCUAGUAUUGAUGUUUCAAUUCAUAGAUAUACUAAUGAAUAGACCAUUCAGACAAUAUAUCUAUUGUAUUUGAUAAUACCCUUGCGUGAUAUAUAGGCAUAAUAAUUAUAAUAAGAUCCCGAAGUGUCGUAUAUAAUUGUGUUCCCUGAGUCGCUCAAU